Molecule: messenger RNA, 1839 nt
Organism: Xiphias gladius (swordfish)
Lineage: Eukaryota; Metazoa; Chordata; Actinopteri; Istiophoriformes; Xiphiidae
Gene: mfsd2b
Product: major facilitator superfamily domain containing 2B
Exons: 14
Coding region: 1-1839 (612 amino acids)
Biological process (GO): carbohydrate transport
Cellular component (GO): membrane
Molecular function (GO): symporter activity; sphingolipid intramembrane carrier activity
Source: RefSeq, a predicted model, not a curated record
AUGGCGGCAGAAAGUGGCAGAGUUGUCACAGAGGAGCAGGAGGAGCUCCCAGCCUCUGGAGCCGUCAUUCAUGUGCAAUACAUGCACAACCGGAGUCAGAGCCACAUCCAGUUUCAGCCUCUGACCUACACCACCCAGUGGCAGGCUCCUCGCGCUGUUGCUCACACAAGGAGUCACAGUCACACUCACUUCAACACUGCCUCACACACACAGUCUCAGAAGUACGGCUGUCGCCUCACACACAGUCUCUCAGCCAUGACCAAGGGAGAGAAGGGAGUGCAGGGCUCUGUGGGGAAGCUCAUCAAGCCCACUGAACCGCUGUUCCCCAAAACUCCUCAGCAGACCGACUUGAGCCAGAAGUUGUCAUUAUGCAGUAAACUGUGUUUCGCCAUCGGAGGCGCACCCAAGGAGGUGGCUGCCAGUGCUACAGCCUUCUUCCUGCAAAUCUACCUGCUUGAUGUCGCUCAGAUCACUGCCUUCCAGGCCUCCAUGGUGCUGUUCAUUGGUAAAGCCUGGGGCGCAGUGACCGACCCUGUUGUUGGUUUCUUCAUUACAAAGAGCAAAUGGACCAAGAUUGGCAGACUCAUGCCUUGGAUGGUGGGUUGCACUCCGUUUCUGGUGGUCUCCUACUUCUACCUCUGGUUUGUUCCUCCUUUAACCAGCGGCAGGUUCAUCUGGUACCUAGGUUUCUACUGCCUCUACCAAACCCUCAUCACUUGCUUCCAUGUGCCUUAUUCUGCUCUCACCAUGUUCCUGAGUACCGACCAGAAGGAAAGAGACUCAGCCACUGCCUACAGAAUGACAAUGGAGGUUCUGGGGACACUUGUGGGAGCUGCCAUCCAGGGCCAGAUUGUGGCCAGCGCUCACACUCUGAAGCACUGCCCAACUCACAACAUGUCUACUGGUUACCUUGGCAAUAGCAGCGGGGCAGAGAUCGUCAAGAGCCUGGUGCACUCGCAGGACUACCUGUCACAUGCUAAGGAGGUGUACAUGAUCGCUGCUGGGGUUAUUGGAGGAGUGUUUCUUAUCUGCACAGUGGUGAUGUUCCUGGGAGUCAAAGAGAGAGAUGAUCCGUAUGCCCCAAGGACAGAGAAGCAGAUCCCGUUCUAUAAGGGCUUCAUCAUGGUGAUGAGACAUGGGCCAUACCUCACUCUAACUGCUGCAUUCCUCUUCAUCACUGUCGCUAUUCAGCUGGUACAGAGCAACUUUGUCCUCUUCUGCACUUAUGCUGCCGACCUGAGGGAUCACUUCCAGAAUAUUGUGCUGACCAUUCUGGUUUCUGCAGUGAUAAGCAUUCCACUGUGGCAAUGGUUUCUGCAGAGGUUUGGGAAAAAGAUGGCAGCUUUUUGUGGUAUCACAUGGAUCAUGCCCUUCACCUUGAUGCUGGUGUUCAUCCCUAAUGUGGUAGUGGCCUAUGUUGUGGCUGUUUCGUCUGGACUCAGUGUGGCUGCCUCCCUCCUGCUGCCAUGGUCUAUGCUGCCAGAUGUGGUGGAUGACUUCAGACUGGCCAACCCCUACUCUAAAGGCCAUGAAGCCAUCUUCUACUCCUUCUACGUCUUCUUCACCAAGUUUGCUGCUGGCAUCUCCCUGGGAGUAUCCACCCUCUGUUUGGAGUUUGCAGGGUAUGACACCGGCGCCUGCAAGCAACCUGCUCCUGUAGUGUACACCCUGAAGCUGCUGAUUGGUGCUGCUCCAGUGGCCUUCAUUGUUACAGGGUUAAUGAUCCUACUCCUCUAUCCCAUCAGCGAAGAUGUACGGCUCAGGAAUAAACUCUGCCUGGAGGAGCUACGGAAACAAAGCAUCAGCUCCAGAACUAUGGAAGAUUUGAAUGACGUGUGA